This is a messenger RNA of Nomascus leucogenys (northern white-cheeked gibbon), 2137 nucleotides long. It is a transcript of the gene HTR3E, whose product is annotated as 5-hydroxytryptamine receptor 3E. The record is from RefSeq and is a predicted model, not a curated record. Gene Ontology annotation, molecular function: neurotransmitter receptor activity; extracellular ligand-gated monoatomic ion channel activity; transmembrane signaling receptor activity. NCBI's taxonomy places the organism in Eukaryota, Metazoa, Chordata, Mammalia, Primates, Hylobatidae. Gene Ontology annotation, biological process: nervous system process; chemical synaptic transmission; signal transduction. Gene Ontology annotation, cellular component: membrane; synapse; neuron projection.
GUAAAAUAACAAAUUGUGUUUAUUUAAGCCACUGGGUUUGUGAUUUGUUACGACAGCAAUAAAAGGCAUGUAAAAUAGAAGGAAACCAUUCAACACAAGUCUAAUAAGAAAAAUAGAGGAAGUGAAAUAUUUAUAAAUGUCUGAGAAUUUUCCAGAAUUGAAGAGAUGAGUCUCCAGACCAAGGGAUCUCACCAAGAUCUGCAAGUUGAUCACGUAUGAGCUAUCUAUAACCAUUUACGUUGUAGUGAAAUACCUAAGACUAAGAUAAAGUCUUAAAAGCAGACUGAACCUCAAGCAUAGGCAAGAACAAGACAACCAGAACACUCUUUCCAGGAAGGUUACAAAUGUCAGUGGUCAACCAAUGCUAUUAGUAUUCAAAGUCAGACUAGGUGUGGCCCGUGCUGCUUUAAUCUGGGCAUUCCUGGGUCCCAGUACAUGUUCAGAGAAGAAUUUAGACAAAGACGAUGGAAGGAAGCUGGUUCCACGGGGAAAGAUUUUCCUUCUACCUCCUUCUCGGUCUUCUGCUUCAAGGAAGGGGCGUUACUUUCACCAUCAAUUGCUCAGGGUUUGGCCAGCACGGGGCAGAUCCCACUGCUCUGAAUUCAAUGUUUAAUAGAAAGCCCUUCCGUCCAGCCACCAACAUCAGCGUCCCCACCCAAGUCAACAUCUCCUUCACGAUGUCUGCCAUCCUAGAUGUGAAUGAACAGAUGCACCUCUUAUCAUCGUUCCUGUGGCUGGAAAUGGUUUGGGAUAACCCAUUUAUCAGCUGGAACCCAGAGGAGUGUGAGGGCAUCACGAAGAUGAGUAUGGCCGCCAAGAACCUGUGGCUCCCAGACAUUUUCAUCAUUGAACUCAUGGAUGUGGAUAAGACCCCAAAAGACCUCACAGCAUAUGUAAGUAAUGAAGGUCGCAUCAGGUAUAAGAAACCCAUGAAGGUGGACAGUAUCUGUAACCUGGACAUCUUCUACUUCCCCUUUGACCAGCAGAACUGCACACUCACCUUCAGCUCAUUCCUCUACACAGUGGACAGCAUGUUGCUGGACAUGGAGAAAGAAGUGUGGGAAAUAACAGAUGCAUCCCGGAACAUCCUUCAGACCCAUGGAGAAUGGGAGCUCCUGGGCAUCAACAAGGCCACCGCGAAGUUGUCCAGGGGAGGCAACCUGUAUGAUCAGAUCGUGUUCUAUGUGGCCAUCAGGCGCAGGCCCAGCCUCUAUGUCAUAAACCUUCUUGUGCCCAGUGGCUUUCUGGUUACCAUCGAUGCCCUCAGCUUCUACCUGCCAGUGAAAAGUGGGAAUCGUGUCCCAUUCAAGAUAACGCUCCUGCUGGGCUACAACGUCUUCCUGCUCAUGAUGAGUGACUUGCUCCCCACCUGUGGCACCCCCCUCAUCGGUGUCUACUUCGCCCUGUGCCUGUCCCUGAUGGUAGGCAGCCUGCUGGAGACCAUCUUCAUCACCCAUCUGCUGCACGUGGCCACCACCCAGCCCCCACCCCUGCCUCAGUGGCUCCACUGUCUGCUGCUGCACUGCACCAGCCCAGGGAGAUGCUGUCCCUCUGCGCCCCAGAAGGGAAAUAAGGACCUGGGUCUCACCCCCACCCACCUGCCUGGUGUGAAGGAGCCAGAGGUAUCAGCAGGGCAGAUGCCAGGCCCUGGGGAGGCAGAGCUGACAGGGGGCUCAGAAUGGACAAGGGCCCAGCGGGAACACAAGGCCCAGAAGCAGCACUCGGUGGAGCUGUGGGUGCAGUUCAGCCACGUGAUGGAUACCCUGCUCUUCCGCCUCUACCUGCUCUUCAUGGCCUCCUCCAUCGUCACCAUCAUAUGCCUCUGGAACACCUAGGCAGGUGCUCACCUGCGAACUUCAGUCUGGAGCUUCUCUUGCCUCCAGGGACUGGCCAGGUCUCCCCUGUUUCCUGAGUACCAACUAUCAUAUCCCCAAAGAUGACUGAGUCUCUGCUGUAUUCCAUGUAUCCCAAUCCAGUCCUGCUGAUCAAUUCCAAUCCCAGACAUUUCUCCCUGUUCCUGCAUUUUGUUGGCUUCCUUCAGUCCUACCAUAUGGUUCUAGGUCCCCCUUAUGUCAUCUGCAUGGCAGACUAUACCUCUUCUGUCUGCUGACUUGCCCAAUAAAUCAUUCUGCAGAGA